GGUACAAUUGUACUGGAGACAAGCAGUGUAUUUGGGGAAUUGAUAGAAAAUAAACCUGAAUGGAUCCCUUUUCCCUGAAACUGAUUUAAAAAUUGGCAGAAUGAUGGCUUCUCUGUAAAAUAAGAUUACGUCUGAUCAUUUGCCUGCACCAUUAUAAUGAAAGCUUCCUUUUUUCAGGUAAAUAGGCUGUCAGUGGUAGUUUUUUCAAUUUAAUGAUGGCCUAUUAUCUCAACUCUGCACAUGUCUCUUUACUGAAAGAGCGACAACUGUUUGUGUUAUCUUUAACAUUCAGUCAGCAUGAAGUCAAGGGUUAACAUUUUAAUAGGUUGCCCAGUGAUGCAGGCAAGUGUUUAGAUGGUUUUCAUGAGGACUAUUAAAAUCUUGUAUGUUCUCUGAGGCUGUAAUUCAUCAAUAUGUUCUAAUCAAUUGUUGCCAGUGUAUUUGUAAUCCUGGUUUGCACAGGAGCAUAUUGUAGAUUGGUGUCAGUCUGGAUUGUGGUUGUACAUGGAGCUCUGCUCCUUUGAAAGUUAUUUUAAACCAGUGAGAUUCAAAGGCAGUCCACAAUGAGAUUUCUCCUUUUUUUUGUGUUGGCAUUCACAAAUCUUCGAGUCAAAGCGGGUCCUUGCUUAGAAGAACAGCUGGGCUUCCGAAGAAGUUGUUAUGAGAUCGUUCGGCUGCCGCACGGCUUCCAGGAUGCGGAGAGCUGGUGUGAGCGAGGAGGGGGUCACCUCGCUUUCAUCUUGGACGAGGAGACUCGGGAGUUCUUGUUGGGCCAACUGGAAGUGGAAAAAGACUGGUGGAUCGGGCUAGCUCCCUGGAAACAGAACUUAACACAGGAUGAAGUGACUACGGAAGGUGAGAAUUCUCACUACAUUUUCCAUCGUUUUAACAUGGUCCAAGAUCAAGCUGUCUCAUGGGAGACAGUGGGCAUUCAGUUCAGAUGUGGAACGCUGGCCUGGCUGGAUGGAACAAGUGUGAUGUAUGAUAACUGGGCCCCAGGACACCAGCCUUCUCCAACAGCAACUUGUGCUCACCUUCUCCAGAACUCCAUGCACCAUUGGAUGAGUACAGACAACUGCAGCCAAGAACUUCACUUCAUUUGUGAAUACGAGUCGGGCCGAGCUUUUGCCUGUGAUCUCUUCAAUGCCACGCUGCAGUGCGAAUCUGGGGAGGUGAUUCAAAUAGGCGACAGUUUUUAUGGCCGCAAGUCUCCAUCUUACUGUCCCCCGGAGGAUGUAACCCCAACUGACCCUCAAGAAUGCGGCUGGAUCGAUGCAAGAGAGAAAGUGAAAGGUCAGUGCCACGGACUACAGGCUUGCCAAGUUAAAGCAGAUAAGACAUCCUUUGGUGAUCUUUGUCCAGGACUGGGCAACUAUCUUGUUGUAGACUACCAUUGCAAAGAAGGUCUCUAUUUGCUGGUUGAUGAUGUGUACAAAGUGCAAGAAAACAUCACUAUAUCUUACAAAUGGUUGCUGAAUCCAUAUUCUGGGAACCUCACCUGCACAGUCAACACUGGCGAUGGUGAUGUAAUCGAGCCCUACAAUCCAUUGGACUACUUCUGUAUUAAUGUAAGGAAGGCAGUUCCCUUGCAUUCACUGAUGAACAGAUACAUCAGUCUGAAGAGGGGCCCCGACCCAAAACAUCACCUGUCCAUUCCUCUACAGAUGCUGUUUGGUCUGUUGAGUUACUCCACCAUUUACUCCAGCACUUUGUGUUUUGCUCAAGAUUCCAACAUCUGCAGUUCCUCCAUCUCCAUGGAUUUGAUCUAUUAUUUUCUCUUUUUUUUAAAAAGGUCUGUUACCAACAUAACUCACCAGUAUCAGGCUACAGGUCUCUUCACCAUCAGUGUUGAAUGCGCAACUAGUGAAUGGCAUGUGACAGCCCAGAAAAUGGUCUCAAUCCAACAGCCCAUCAGUGGUUUUGGAAUCAUCAAGUGCUUCAAUGCAAAUCAAACAGAAGAUUGCACCGUUCGAUAUGGAGAUCCACUAUGGAUUCAGCUUGUGGUUGAAGCAGGUACAGCUCAUCUUUUCAUGAGUACUGGUAUGAAUUUAAGUGAUUUUAUCCUUUGGUAUAAAUAUAUGUUUAAUGCUAUUAAAACUGUCCAAUUAAAUAAGCCGAGAGUAAUUGUUCAGGUUUCCGCUCUUGCAGGUACAAACGUAACCUAUGUUAUGUUAGCUGGAACAGUCACCCUUCAUACAGUCACGGCCGUCCAGGGAACUGUCCCUCAGAAUGUCACGAUGGACAAUGCCACACAAGGGCAGAUGGGCGCAGGUGCACACCAGAUAACCAUCCUCGCAAAGAACAACGUCACAGCUCGAGAGAUAUCUCGGAAUAUUACAGUUCAGUUUGUGGAACCAAUCAAGGGCUUGCAAGCUACGGUAAACUCUGCAGUUUUGGAGCUUGGGAGCGAUCUGGCGAUUAACAUCUCUGUGUCCCACGGAGCCCCAGUGGAGUUACAGUUUGAAUUCAUCGGUCCAAACGAGACCUUCUCUGAAUCCAUUGAGAAUCCUGAUGGCAAUGUGGGAGCCUACUGCCUUCCAAUGAACUCCGAAGGUGUGUUUCUGGUUCAGGGGAAAGCUGUCAAUGCUUUAUCUAGCAUCAGUUUUAAUGUUGGUAACAUCACUGUUGUGGCACGUACUUCAGCUCUGAAACCUUCAAGCAAUAAAACCAACGAUGGAGCUGACAUACCUUCACCACAAACUCAUCCAAAGACAGAAGCUGGUGAAACUCUCCAACUGGACUCUCUUCAAGCCAAGGUUACAGGUAGUCGUCUGGAGGCAGCAGAUCCAUUUUCUCAGCUGCUUCUGAGUGGGAGGAAGUCGAGGAACAAUGACGAGCAUGACUACAGUAAAAUGGCUUUCCAUUGGUCGUGUGGCAAAACGAACAGCACAGCCGAGAAAUGCCUGGUCCUCAACAAGGGGGGCAAAAGAGGAUUGGAUGUCAGAGUCAGAUGUGAGAACAACUGCAAUCCAGUUGAUCCUUCAGAAAAUGUGACAUUGACUGUCUCUUGUCAAGAAUGCAAGAAUUCAAUCAAAUAUAAUUGGUACAGGGUUAAACCUUCUAACUCUCAGGUCAACCUGCCUUCUGCUUGUAACAUCAAACAGCAAAGUAGUGCUUUGGAAUCAUUGGUAUUGAUGAAGGAGAAUACAGACACUCUGGUUUUGGGGAAAGAGGAAUUGGCUAAAACGAUAUUGGAAACUAUCCUAAACUAUGAUGCAUGGUGUUUUAUCUCAGGGAUAAGUGGCCAUGGAUGUUACAAAUACAAUGAUUACAUGGUUAGUAUGGUGCCUCCACUGCCAGUGCCAUCCUGCGAUGUUUCUCCUAAAGAAGGAUCAGCCGUCUCCACAGAAUUCAGCAUCAAAUGCACUGUUGCCUGUGGCUCAAACUCAUCCUGCAACUCGUCGGACCUUACCUACUGUUUCUUUUUGAAACCAGGUAAUAAUCAUUGGGCUCCCUCGAAAAAUACUCUAUGCUUAAAAAUUCGCAGUAGGCAGUGCUUUGCAGAUUACAUGGCUUUCGAUGUCUUUACAGAUUUUCCUUUACACUGUGGAUCACAGCCAAUACUGCCACCCACAUACCUACCACUGGGAGACUCAAAGAAUAAUGACCAGCUGAAUAUCAUAGUGACCGUCAGCGAUGGGUUGGGAUCCUCAACUAGCGUUAUCAUGGCGGUGAUGGUUCAUGGAUUCUCGGACAUCGGAGAGGAUAAAGAUUUGGCAACACUCUUCUCGGAAACCUUAAUGGAUCUAUCAGGGAAAAAGGCCAAUAGUUCUUCCCUAAUCCGACUGUUUGAAUCUGUCUCUUCUGUACUAAAUCAGGAGGCUGGUACAGGAGGCUCGGACAAAUUGGCUCUGACUGACAAGAAGCAGGUAUUUUCUUUCAAGGGAAAAAUAAAUAGAUUAAUCAUUGCGUUCUUAAGAGAAAUGAUGCUUUCGAACUUGGCCGUUGUGGAGGUUCCAUCAUUGCACAGAGUUCUUGAAGUUUCUGAAGUUCUAAAGCAGUUAACCGACUGGUCCAAUGAACUGACAUCCACAUCACAGUUGGAAGCCAGUGCAACCCUGCAGAACGUGGGCGCAUCAUUGCUGACCGUUGGUGAUGAGGAACCAGAGAAAAGGAUGGUUGCAACCAAAAUCCUAUUUAACGUGGUAAACAAUGUACUGGAAGCCCUAAUAGAAACUGAUGAACAGGACAGCACGGCCACCGAUACACAAAGAGUGGUAUCGGAGAUGUUACUGGACACCAUUAACCAUCUGCAGGUCGUGGCGUUAAAUGAGGCAGUAGCAGACGAUGAACCUAUUCUCAUGACGAUGCCUUCAGUUAGAAUGUACCUACAGAGAAUUUUCCAUUCUGUGUUGAUCAAGAGGGAAUGUUUAUCGGUUGGAGGAACAGCUGUUUCUUGUGUUUUCAGGCUCCCCGCUGAUAGCAUGGAAGGAAACUCGAUCCGUCUUUCAGAUCCGGCUCUGGUGAGCUUCACUCUGCCAGCAAUGCCCUGGCUGAGCUCAAGUGGCGACAUGGACUCAGUGGAUGUGAGGAUGGUGAGCUUUUCGGUGAACCCCUUCGCAUGGACGAGGAAGAAUGAGGUCUCUGGAGCAGUGAGCGGCCUGGUUCUGACAUCGUCGAAUGGCACUGUCCAUCCUGUCAGGGACCUGUUGGAGCACAUUGAGAUAAUACUUCCUCGAUAUGAUGUGACUCCUGAGAAUCGCACUGAAUUCAAGUUGGAAAACGAGCUGAGCACCAUGCAAGUGAAUGUUACUGCAGAGAGCGGUGCCCUUGGGUUUUAUCUGGAGACUGAGCAAGAUGUUCCACUGCUCCUCUACUUGAGCUAUGCCACUGAGCCUAAUGACACCAGUUUCCUAGUUUCCACACAGCUACCUAAUACAAAAUACACUGGAGCUGCAAGAUACACCUGGCUUGUUCCUCUUGAUGAGUUGAUGUAUGGAGCAGGUAUUUACUACUUAGCCGUGAAGCCUAUCCCGGAUCUAAACUCUUCACGACUGAUGAACACAACUGUGGCCUUCACGUCGUUUGUAUCCCAGUGCGUUUACUGGGAUGAAGUUAACAGCAACUGGAAUUCAUCUGGAUGUUUGGUGGGCCCUCUAACUACUCUCAACAGCACUCAAUGCUUGUGCAACCAUCUCACCUUCUUCAGCAGCUCCUUCUUUGUCAUGCCCAAUGUGGUGGAUGUCAGCAAGACAGUAGAACUUUUUGCCACCUUUGUGGAUAACCCGAUAGUUGUUACCACUGUUGCCUGCGUUUUUGGCCUCUAUAUCCUCGCUGUGGCUUGGGCGAGAAGCAAAGAUCAGCAAGAUGUGACCAAAGUGAAAAUAACACUGCUUGCUGAUAAUGACCCAUUUGCCCAGUAUCGUUACUUGGUGACGGUUUUUACAGGACAUCGUAGGGGAGCUGCUACCACUUCAAAGGUGACAAUAACGCUGCAUGGCUCGGAGCGAGAGAGUGACCCCCAUUUCCUUACAGACGUCGAGAAACCUAUCUUUGAGAGAGGAGGGGUUGACGGAUAUCUGCUAACAACCUUAUUCCCCCUUGGGGAUCUUCAGAGCAUUCGAUUGUGGCAUGACAACUCGGGAUCCAACCCAUCCUGGUAUGUCAAUCGUGUAACUGUGCUGGACUUGGAAACAGAUCAACGUUGGAGUUUCCUGUGUAACUCGUGGCUGGCUAUUGAUGUUGACGAUUGUCUUUUGGACAAAGUCUUUCCGGUGGCAACUGAGAUGGACCUGAAACGUUUUAGUAACCUGUUCUUCAUGAAGACAGCAAAGGAUUUCCGAGAUAGCCACAUCUGGUAUUCGGUGUUGAAUCGUCCACCAAGAAGUCCCUUCACCAGGGUGCAGCGAGUUUCAUGCUGUUUCUCUUUGCUACUUUGCACAAUGCUGACAAGCAUUAUAUUCUGGGGAGUACCGAAAGAUCCUGCCCAGCAAAAAAUGGACUUGGGGAAGAUUGAAUUCACCUGGCAGGAGGUGGUGAUAGGUUUUGAGAGCUCGCUGCUCAUGUUUCCCAUCAACCUCCUUAUUGUCCAGAUAUUCCGGAACAUCCGACCACGAACAAAGGGAAUGCAGGAAAAAAAGCAGGGCAAACACGGCCGAAUAUCACCUUCAUUGCCAGCCCCUCCCGCGAGUCUUCAAUCUUGCUCCCUCACACCAGAGGCUGUUAUAAAGAAUAUCCAAAGGAUUGCUAACUCCCUGACUAAAACACUGAAGAGCUCGCAACCAACACUGGAUAUGGAUUUGAAGAAAACAACUGAUAUCAAUAAACUUUUGGCAUUGGUUGAAAACAUAAUCAGAGAACAAAAUAAAGUCGAUGGUGAAUUUUAUCAUGAGGGUCGUAAGAAAGUGGAUACCCUCAUCCUCACCCUGGGAUCAGUUGAUUUGCAAGAACCGGUGGCUGGCCCCGACUCUGAGAAGGGUGUGACUGACAAACAGAGGCGUAGUGAUUACAAUCACCACCUCUACCUGCAGCUCCAACGUGUGGAAAGUGAGCUUGGAUUCCUGGGAUCGAGCAAAUUCGAGAACCCCCAGAGCUACACGCAAGCUGUCCACCAGGUGCAACACAUGAAGGAUCUUCUCCAAAAUGUUAACUCCUGCUCCAGUUCUGUUUCAGACAGUUUCUCUACUAUUCCUAGUCUUUCUGGAGACACUAAAAAGGGCCAUUGUUCCAAAGGGUUGCCCUGGUGGUUUGUCUUCAUUGGAUGGGGUUUAGUUGCAGCCUCCAGUGGUGUAUCUGCCUUCUUUACUAUGCUCUAUGGAUUACACUAUGGCAAAGACAGUUCGAUCAAGUGGCUCAUUUCCAUGGCUAUCUCCUUCUUUGAAAGUAUUCUGAUUACACAGCCUUUAAAGGUGCUGGGUUUUGCUGCUUUCUUUGCUCUGGUUUUGAAGAAGGUCGAACCUGAAGAUGAAGGAGAAAGCUCAAUUGACAGCCCCUUUUCCACUUCAGUGGUAGACCCGAGUGUUCUUCUGGCUGCUCGUAGGGACAGCAGCAGCAAUAUCUAUCAGCCACCACCUCAGAAGGAAGUGGAGCACAUGAAGAGGAAUCUUGUUAAAGAGCAGAAAGUGUUUGGCUUGAUCAAGGAGAUAUUGGCAUAUUUGGGAUUUAUGUGGAUGUUGCUGUUGGUUGCUUAUGGACAGCGAGAUUCAAAUUCCUAUUACCUCAACAAAGCCAUUCAAAACAGCUUCACCAGCGGAUUUGAUGACAUCUUGAGCUAUCAGUCUUUCUUCAAAUGGGCCAACAGUACACUUAUUUCAAACUUAUUUGGCUUCUACCCAGGAUUUGUCACUGACGGCAACUCGAAGCUGGUCGGAUCUGCCCGCAUUCGACAACUGAGGAUAAAGAACAUUGGCUGCCGCAUACCAGCAAAGCUGAGGAGCACCGUGGAAGAAUGUCAUGGCCAGUACUCUUUGGAUAAUGAGGAUAUGUCUGUCUAUGGUCUUCACUGGAACAUGACUGCCGUUCAGAACUCCUCAAGCCUGGAUUACAUCUGGCAAUACAAAAGCCAAAGUGAAUUGCGGAGUUAUCCCGUGUGGGGCAAACAUGCCAUGUACAGAGGCGGUGGCUACGUUGCAGAGUUGGGUGCAGAUGCACAGGAUGCUUACAGAGUCCUUCAAUACAUGUUUGAUAAUAGCUGGCUAGACACCUACACAAGAGCCAUCUUUGUGGAAUUCACAGUCUACAAUGCAAAUGUGAAUCUUUUCUGUAUUGCCACGUUAAUACUGGAAAGUAAUGCUGUGGGGCCUUUCUUUACGCACGCCGAUUUUCAGAGUAUCCGUCUCUAUCAGUACACUGAUGGGCUGCACAUUUUUGUUGUUGCUGCUGAAGUAGUUUACUUCCUCUUCCUCAUCUAUUACAUGGUGAUCCAGGGCAAACUAUUGAAGGAACAGAAAUGGAAUUAUUUCAAAAGUAAAUGGAAUCUUCUGGAAGCAGCCAUUAUAAUGAUCAGCUGGAGCGCACUUUCUAUAUUCAUAAAGAGAACAAUUCUGGGAAAGCGAGACAUUGAAUAUUACCAUAAUCAUCGAUCAGGGUUUGUGAGCUUCUAUGAGACUGCUAUGGCAGAUGCAGCAAUGGGUUACUUAAUUGCCUUCCUGGUUCUCCUGGCAACUAUUAAACUAUGGCAUCUGCUGCGACUUAACCCCAAGCUCAAUAUGAUUACAUCUACAUUAAGAAGGGCAUGGGGUGACAUCUCAGGCUUCCUGACUGUCAUUCUGAUCAUGUUCCUGGCCUACUCUAUUGCGACUAAUCUGAUGUUCGGUUGGACUAUGUCCUCUUAUAAAACCAUAUUUGAUGCUGCAGAGACAAUGAUAAGUCUUCAAAUGGGGAUCUUCAACUAUGAAGAGGUAUUGGACUACAAUCCAAUUCUAGGUUCAUUUCUGAUUGGCUCAUGCAUCAUCUUUAUGACAUUUGUGGUGCUGAACCUUUUCAUUUCAGUUAUACUUGUGGCAUUCAGUGAAGAGCAGAAGAAUUACAAGGCUUCUGAGGAAGAAGAAAUAGUUGAUCUGAUGCUGACAAAAGUAUGCAGCUUUUUGGGAAUCAAAUCUAAGAAGGAUUCCUCAAAGUCAAGGAGCUAACUGCUGUAAUCAUUUUGCAUUGCUAUCCAGCAGCAAAUACCGAUUUAUGUAAUAGUGUGCAGUUUGAUUUAAUAAAACAAUUUGUAGAUUUAUGAGUAUCUAUAUGGUAAUUAUAUGCUAUCCAUUAAUAUUUGGCUACAUGCAUGUGCCAUUGUCUUGUAUCAGUGUGUCUCAAUAAAGUAUAAUGAAACUAUAAUAACA
Leucoraja erinaceus (little skate) is the source of this 8771-nucleotide messenger RNA. RefSeq names its product polycystic kidney disease protein 1-like 2. Gene Ontology annotation, biological process: detection of mechanical stimulus. Bases 564 to 8570 code for a protein of 2668 amino acids. Lineage: Eukaryota; Metazoa; Chordata; Chondrichthyes; Rajiformes; Rajidae. The record is from RefSeq and is a predicted model, not a curated record. Gene Ontology annotation, molecular function: calcium channel activity; calcium ion binding; protein binding. The transcript is spliced from 43 exons. Gene Ontology annotation, cellular component: membrane.